Messenger RNA from Megalops cyprinoides (Indo-Pacific tarpon), 3089 nucleotides. RefSeq names its product ras and Rab interactor 3-like. Gene Ontology annotation, cellular component: endocytic vesicle; cytosol. Bases 32 to 2776 code for a protein of 914 amino acids. The record is from RefSeq and is a predicted model, not a curated record. Gene Ontology annotation, biological process: signal transduction; vesicle-mediated transport. Gene Ontology annotation, molecular function: small GTPase binding; guanyl-nucleotide exchange factor activity. Lineage: Eukaryota; Metazoa; Chordata; Actinopteri; Elopiformes; Megalopidae. The transcript is spliced from 9 exons.
CCGACUCCCAGAGCCCUGCUGUCCCCGAAUCAUGCAGCCUACCCCCGCCUUUGGCUCUGCCCCCUCCAUCCACCUCGUCCCUGAUCUGUCCUCCCCGUCCGAACCCCCUUCUUCCCGCUCUUCUGUCACUGUCUCCUCGCCCCCCGUGACAGACCCCUCCUCAUUCCCUUUCUCUGAGCCCCCCUCCUUGUCCUCCUCCCCGCCCCUCGACGCCGCGCCUUCCACGGCGCCCUGCGCCCGGGCCUCCCCCUAUCUGAGCAUAAGCAUCAUGGAGAGGCUGAUUAGGACCUGCCCCGUGUGGUUGCAGCUGGGCAUGUCGCAGGAGAAGGCCUCUCUCAUCCUGCAGGGAGAGAGCCCCGGGAUCUUCUUAGUAAGAAAAAACAUCAGCAGGAAGAGGAUGAUCUUGUCAGUGCGUCUCUCUGACCAGGAGGGGGCCCCGCAUGUCCAGGACAUACUCAUCAAAGAGGAGAAAUCACUAAUCUACCUAGAGGGCUCCAUCCUGGUUUUUGACAAUAUCUUCAAACUCAUCGCCUUCUACUGUCUGAGUCGAGACAUCCUCCCGUUCACGCUGAGGUUACCGCAGGUCAUCGUCCAGGCAACCAAAUAUGAGGACAUGGAUAUCAUCGCAAGUCUGGGCUCAAAUUUCUGGGGCUCCUCCCUGAACAGCAGACCGGAGGGCGAGCCCGCACCCGAGAUCAAUCCGUCCGUCAGGAACAGCAGCCUGUGGUACGUGAGCCUGAUCUCCGUCGAGGAGCACUGCGAUGGACUGGCGCUGGCCGCACCCAUGUCCCGGAGCCAGAGCCUGACCACGCCCGGCCAGGCCCACCCGCCCUCGCGGCCCCUGCGGCCGCACCCCUGGGACAUUUCGCCGACGGGGCCCCGACAGGCCGUCGACGGCCCCGGGGAGAGUAUCGCUCGGCCCCCCGCGCCCGCACCCCCGCCCCCGCGCGGGCAGAAAGAGGAAGGAAGCAGCAGUUGCAGAGAUAGCAGGCAGUGGCGCAGCGCAGGCAGCGUCGGCGAGACAGAGCUGUCUCUGCGGUCUUCGGAGCGAGGCGCCGACACCCGGCUCACUCGUCAGAGCCUCCCCCUGCUCAGCGUCUGCGAGAGGCACCCAGAGGAGCCGGCCGAGAUGCAUGGCGCCACCGCGAAGAAGGCGACACGCCCGGCCUCGGCCACCAUCUGCACCGAGACCACAGCCCCCUCGGGAAAACACGGCAACGCCACAGCCGCUCUCAGGACCAACGCCUUGGCUAAGGGCCUGUCCCCGGUCCCCCCGCCCCGGAGGAAGAGGACGUCCCAGCUCAACUCCACCAGCGCUCCCACGGAGACUGUCCAGCAAGGGGGCACCGACCCACCCCUGAGCUCCUCCCCCAUGACCGGCCGUCGCCCUACAUCUAGCGGGGACCAAACAGGCUCCAACACGUCCCUGCACACCCCUGAGGGUGGGGCAACGCCCAUCUGCCAGGACUCCUACUCCAACAGCAGCACGGAGGAGGAGGCGGACCCGUCGGGCGGCGCCAUGGCAACGGCCAUGCGGAGGAGCCCCACAGUCAUCCUGGACCGGGCCAAGCAGAGGCUCUCCAUGGUCAGCCUGUCCCAGGUCUUCAACCGUUUCAUGAAGGCGGACCGGAAGCUGCACCGGCGCAUCGUGGAGCUGGCACGCGACCGCGACUCCUACUUCGGCAACCUGGUGCGGGACUACCAGGCCUUCACGCUGGAGACCAUGAAGAAGCACGGCUCCAGCACCGAGAUGCUGCAGGAGAUCCGGCAGAUGCUCACCCAGCUGAAGAGCUACCUGAUCCAGAGCCGGGAGCUCCAGGGGCUUCCGGAGGCUGCCCUUUACCCGGAGGACAAGCUUGAGGCUGUAAUCGAGGUGGCGCUGUACAAGGGCGUGCUGAAGCCGCUGCGGGAGGCCGUGUACGCCGGUCUGAGGGCCAUACACACCCGGGACGACACCCUGAACAAGCUGAAGGAGAACCAGCAGGUGGUCCUCAACAGCACCACCACCGAUCUGGGCGUGACCACCAGCGUGCCCGAGGCGCCCGUCAUGGAGAAGAUCCAGCUCCGGCUGGACGUACUGCACAAGGAGUACUCGCCUGAGGAGAAGAUCUCUCACCUGCUCAAGACCUGCAAGAUGAUCUACGAGUCCAUGUCCGUGGGCUGCCCAGGGAAGCCCCAUGGUGCAGAUAACUUCCUCCCGGUGCUGAUGUAUGUCCUGGCACGCAGUAACAUUACAGCACUGCUGCUGGAUGUGGAGUACAUGAUGGAGCUCAUGGACCCUGCACUUCAGCUGGGAGAAGGUUCCUACUAUCUGACGACUACAUACGGGGCUCUGGAACACAUCAAGAACUACGACAAGCAGGCGGUGACACGGCACCUGAGCCUGGAGGUGCAGGACUCCAUCCACCGCUGGGAGCGGCGCCGCACCCACAACAAGGCGCGCCUGUCACGCUCCUCUGUGCAGGACUUCAUUAACGUGUCCUUCCUGGAGGUGGGCGCCGAUGCCAAGACCCUGUGUGUCUGCACAAGCACCACGACCCAGGAGCUGUGCGUUCAGUGCUCCGCCAAGUUCGAGGUGGAGGAGCCCGAGACGUUCGGACUGUGGGUGUCGGUAGAGGGGCAGGCCCGGCUGCUGGCAGCGGACGAGUAUCCCCUGACCGUCAAAGCUGACCUGCACUACAGCGAGCCCCGCAAGGAGUUCUGUUUCAUAUACCGACGGGGGAGCUGGAGGCAGGGGGCCGACGCCCCAAACCCCCCGCAGCCCGGGACAGACUGACCUGAGGGGUGGGGCAGCCUCCGCAGCCGGAAGCCAAAGUUUUGAUUGGAUGACCUCCUCUGUUUAUUUCAGUUGCGGCAUGGAGGAAUACGACAGAGGCGUUUCAUGCUAUGUUUGUGUGAAAGACGUGCCCGCUUUUGAUGUUCUCAACAGUAAACUGUACCCCGGCACUGUAGGUGUAACUCUCAGGAUGGGGGAAGCUCUGUAGCCCCUUUUGUUUUUUUUUUUACUCAGUGCUGCCCCCUGAGGACAGGGACGGAGAUGCAUGCAGUCUUGUGUGGAACAUUCCGGUAGCUUCUUUUGUUCUAUAAUU